AAAGCGCUCUCCCAUGUUGCGUAGCGGAGAGGACUCGCCACAGCCAAAGAGCGCUCUGCUGUCAGAGCGAAAGUGUCAGAGUUGCGGUAGCUCAGAAAGUGCAUGUGGCUGCGUUCGUCAGUGGAUACUGCGCUGACUAAGAGGAGUAGGAGCUGGAUAAACAUUUCAGAAGCCAGUCGAGGUGACCUAUAGAAAAACAACGCUUAGGAAAACAGGAGGCUAUUGUCAGGAAAGGUGCAACGAAAUAUUUAAAUAGACUUGUGAGCAAUGCACUGGCAGCAUGGCCAGAUGGUUCAGGGAACACCUAGGAUUCAAAACUACCAAAGCACCACCUCCGGCGCCCCCGAAACCAGACUACAGACAUUGUCACGCCGCUGUGACCGGUACACCUGGCUACCAACAACCAAGCUUCGGGGCCACCUCUCUUUAUCCAAGCCCCGCACAGCCGGACAUUCUUGCUGCUUACAAACUACAAAAGGAACUGGACUUCGAAGAUCCGUACACAGGAGGAAAUAUUUCGUUUGGAACUGGUCUGGGCUCUGGGGGGUCGCCGGACUUAAAGUAUGUGUCACCAAAGCACCGGCUUAUAAAGGUGGAAACAAUCGAGAAAAGCAACUCUGUUCCGGGCAGCGGUAUCGUAGGCCAAGCUGUUGCUGUUGGGAACGUUAAAUCUCCCACGUCACCGCCUCCUGAAAAGGAGAAUAAAGAAAAGCCUAUUAUCCUGGAUGAUUAUGCAGACCCGUUUGAUGCGGAGCAGGACGGGGGGACCCAGGCCACCACGGAGAAGGUGACCCAGGCCAGCACAGAGAACGAUGGCUACAUGGAGCCCUAUGAGGCCCAGAAGAUGAUGGCAGAGAUCCGCGGUGGCCGGGGGCCUAAGGAGGGGUCACUGAGGUCGCUGCCCCUGUACGACACGCCCUACGAGCCAGCUGAGAACGGAGGGGACUCAGACGGCGAGCGUCCCCGCUGCCCCAGAGAGAGUCGGCUGCCACAGGACGACGAGAGGCCCCCGGAGGAGUACGACCAGCCCUGGGAGUGGAAGAAAGAGCGCAUCUCCAAGGCUUUCGCAGCUCUGCUCUGUUCUGACUGCAUUAGCUACAAGGGCUCUGUAAGUGGCAGUGGAUCAGAACCAGAGACAAGGAUGGACAACACCUCUAAAUCCCUCACAGUAGAGAUUAAAGUGAUCAAGGAUCUGCCGUGGCCCCCUCCUGUCGGCCAGCUCAACCACAGUCCUGCGCUGGCCCUGCUGGAGGGGGUGGAGUCACCCCCCGCUCUGCCCCCCCAACCAGCCCAGCACUCCCCUGGGCACACUGCCUGUGACCAGCACCACCAUGUCCAGUUUGAAGGGGCGGAGAAGUCCAGAAUGUCGCCCACCAAGGAGGGUAAAGGAGGGCGUCCGCCCCGCAUCCACUCCAGUUGCUGUCUGGUCAACACCAAGAUGAGCUCUCUGGACCACUGCAGUGCUGCUCUGGGGGAACGCAUUGACCCCUCCUUGUCCCUGGAGAGCCAAUUCUGGUACCAUGGAGCGAUCAGCAGGACGGAUGCGGAGUCUCUGCUGAGGCUGUGUAAGGAGGCCAGCUACCUGGUGAGGAACAGUGAGACCAGCAAGAACGACUUCUCCCUCUCACUCAAGAGCAGCCAGGGCUUCAUGCACAUGAAGCUGUCGAGGACGAAGGAGAACAAGUACAUCCUGGGUCAGAACAGCUGUCCCUUCGACAGUGUCCCUGAGAUCAUCCACUUCUACUCCAGCCGCAAGCUGCCCAUCAAGGGGGCCGAGCACAUGUCCCUGCUCUACCCUGUGGCCAUCAGGACACUAUAGUGACACGUCUUUCCCCAAAGGUCACACAGGGGUCAGGGGUCAGAUGGCCUCCUGCCACCGCCCAUGGGAAACCCUGUCGCUCUGCCUUUCUCCUUGUGUCUGAUUGGUCUGAAGGACAGAGUUCAAGUUGGCGCAGGAGGCAGGGAUGAUGAUGAUAACACAGCUCACCUGUCAUCACCCACCUGAUCCCAGACCAACUAUUAACUUUUUGUUUGUAUUUGCUACAACAUUAUCAUUGCAUCAUUGACUGACACAUUAUCUGCUGACAAGGAUUCUUUGACUGAUCCCACAGCUGCUUCCUCAACAGUACCACUCUACCAAUCUCCUCCACACAAGACCUGUUCAUAUUGGAUUUGGCUCCAUGUUAUGCUGAAAGUGUUUAUUUAGUGAGGGGAAGCUAAAGAUUGUAAUGUCCUUUAUAAAGGAAGUGUGGAAGGCACGUUAAUGUAUCGGAGUUGGGUUAUAUAUGGGCACUCUACAGUGGCCUGCAAACUCAAUAAACCUGCCCUGCGUGAAUACUUUCCCCAUCAGUGCAACAACAGUUUAGUGUUUAAGUGCUGUACGGUCUACAGACUGACGUCUCUGUCUAUUCCCGGGACUGCAAUUUCUGAUAUCCUUCACCACGGGGGUCCCAUUGGUAGGACAGUGUAAGUACAGCUUUGGUUUCACAGUCAGCAGACUGAUAUAUGGAUCACUAUGUUACACAGCAGUAGCCCCAUUGGCCAAAUGAGCCAGAGAUGGGCGCCUAGUCUCAAAAUGGGCUAAAUUACCUUCCCAAUCCGCCAUCGUAGAAUAUCUUUGUAUGGGUAGAAUGGAAUAUGCCUGCAUUGUCUACCUCAGAAAAUCAAUUUCAUUCGUGAAUCUGCAGAUCAAUAGGUACAAUGGGAUUGCAGAUAUUGAUCCAACCCCCACCAUGCAACUCUGAUUCCCAACAAAUUGCAUCUAUGGUUUAAGAAUAUGUUUUUGCAUAAACCAGUCAAUCAGAUAAUGUUUUUGGUUCUUAUUUUUAAAACUACAUUUUACAGAUCAGCAUUUGUAUGUAUAGUCACUAUGAAAUUGUGUGAUGUCAGUAACAAAUGUUUGGUUAAUGCCUUAUAAUGCAUGGGUUGAAUCAGUCGGAUUAGAGCCGCUGAUUUCUAGAGUUCUGCUUCUUUCAACGAUUGUUCUGUGACUGUAAUUUAUUCUGGGGUAAUUCUUCUUAUUACAGAUGUGUUACCCCUCUCUGUGAAGGCCUGCCUCGCGGCAUCCGGCCCUCACUAUUCUCUGCCAUGUGUUUGGGCAGAGCCUGAAUACCCUGGGCCUGGCCUCAUAUACUGUGGUGCUUCGCUUUGUGUUUUAGUCAGUUCUGCUUCAUGUGUCCAACUGCCUCUGUGGCCUGACUCUGACUCUGAGACACUGAUGAGUAAUGGUGUCUCGUGACCAAUGGGAUUGUCAAGCCUCACAUAAUGACUGUCUGUAGAAACCCCAUGGACCAAUCGGAGGACUCCAUUUUCCUGAAUGAACUCAGACCUCCAGUCUGUCAUAACCCAUCUAUUUGUUGUACUUACUGUUGUAAUUACACACCUCAAAAUUGUUUUUUUUUAAUUCACUUUACUCUUGAUUUCCUCCAUUGUCUCUGUGUUCUAUCCUCUCUACCCACACGACCCUAUCUUGUUCUGGUACAGACCUUGAGGUUAGAGACAUUGCUUGAAGCCUCUCUUUGCUCUUUGAGUUUGACUUCUCCCCUGAACCACAGGGACUGACGUGUCCUUUAAUCUUAUUGUUAAUAAGGAGAGUGCUGAAGCAUGCUAUGCAAUCCCAUAGCCAGUAGGUGGCAUCAUUGCAGAUGUGGAAAUCUAAGGCUGUCCUCCAAUUGGCAUUUCCAGAGAAUUCUAUGAGUGUUUGCUGGAGGUGAAUUGAUUCUGUUGGUAAGAUAAGGGAACAAGUAAAGUAGGGUUGCAUACAGCAGCAAUGGUUCCCAAACCUUUUUUGGUUACUGUACCACCAACUGAAUUUUACUCUGCCCGGAGUACCACUGAAGGACCCCCUCAUGUGCAUUUUACCAGUAGGCCUAUGGUCUCAUGAGUCUUCUCAAGGUACCCCCCGUGGAUAGACCAAGUACCCUCCAGGGGUCCUAGUACCCCUGGUUGGGAACCACUGGCAUACAGUAUAUGACUCUUCAUGGCAGGUUUAGGAGUUUGUCAAUGUCAUGAUUAGACUAAUCCCACACUUUCAUGAGGUAACUGAUGUUGACGGAGAGGGCCAUUGUAUGUAAUGGAGGGAAAUUGUGCUCACAAUUAAUUAAUUAAAUAAAUAUAUCAGUACCAGUCAAAGGUUUGGACACACCUACUCAUUCAAGGGUUUUUCUUAAUUUUUUACUCUUUUCUACAUUGUAGAAUAAUAGUGAAGACAUCAACUAUGAAAUAACACACAUGGAAUCAUGUAGUAAGCAAAAAGUGUUAAACAAAUCAAAAUAUAUUUGAGAUUCUUCAAAGUAGCCACCCUUUGCCUUGAUGACAGCUUUGCACACUCUUGGCAUUCUCUCAACCAGCUUCAUGAGGAAUGCUUUUUCAACAGUCUUGAAGGAGUUCCCACAUAUGCUGAACAAUUGUUGGAUGCUUUUCCUUCACUCUGUGGUCCAACUCAUCCCAAACCAUCUCAAUUGCGUUGAGGUCAGGUGAUUCAGCACUCCAUCACUCCUUCUUGGUCAAAUAGCCCUUACACAGCCUGGAGGUGUGUUUUAGGUCAUUGUCCUGUUAAAUAACAAAUUAUUGUCCCACUAAGUGCAAACCAGAUGGCGUAUCGCUGCAGAAUGCUGUGGAAGCCAUGCUGGUUUAGUGUGCCUUGAAUUCUAAAUAAAUCACAGACAGGGUCACCAGCAAAGCACCCCACACCAUCACACGUCCUCCUCCAUGCUUCACGGUGGGAUCCACACAUGCGGAAAUCAUCCGUUCACCUACUCUGGGUCUCUCAAAGACACAGCGGUUGUAACCAAAAAUCGCAAAUUUGGACUCAUCAGACCAAAGGACAGAUUUCUACCGGUUUAAUGUCCAUUGCUUGUGUUUCGUAGCCCAAGCAAGUCUCUUCUUCUUAUUGGUGUCCUUUAGUAGUGGUUUCUUUGCAGCAAAUCGACCAUGAGGGCCUCUGAACAGUUGAUGUUGACUUGUGUCUGUUACUUGAACUCUGUGAAGCAUUUAUUUGGGCUGCAAUUUCUGAGGCUGGUAACUCUAAUGAACUUAUCCUCUGCAGCAGAGGUAACUCUGGGUCUUUCAUUCCUGUGGCGGUCCUCACGAGAGCCAGUUUCAUCAUACCGCUUGAUGGUUGUUGCGACUGCACUUGAAGAAACUUUCAAAGUUCUUGAAAAGUUCUGCAUUGACUGACCUUCAUGUCUUAAAGUAAUAACGGACUGUCGUUUCUCUUUGCUUAUUUGAGAUGUUCUUGCCAUAAUAUGGACUUAUCCCUAUUUGGUGAAAGACCAUCUUCUGUAUACCCGCCCUACCUUGUCACAACACAACUGAUUGGCUCAAACGCAUUAAGAAGGAAAGAAAUUCCACAAAUUAACUUUUAACAAGGCACACCUAUUAAUUGAAAUGCAUUCCAGGUGACUACUUCAUGAAGCUGGUUGAGAGAAUGCCAAGCAUGUGCAAAGCUGUCAUUAAGGCAAAGGGUGGCUAUUUGAAGAAUCUCAAAUAUAAAAUAUAUUUAGAUUUCUUUAACACUUUUUUUGGUUACUACAUGAUUUCAUAUGUGUUAUUUCAUAGUUUUCAUGUCUUCACUAUUAUUCUAGAAUGUAGAAAAUAGUAAAAAUAAAGAAAAACCCUUGAAUGGGUAGGUGUGUCAACCUUAGACUGGUACUGUGAAUGUGUAUACGUGUGUGUGUGUGUGUGUGUGUGUAUAUACAGUCGUGGCCAAAAGUUUUGAUAAUGACACAAAUAUUAAUUUUGACAAAGUCUGCUGCCUCAGUUUGUAUGAUGGCAAUUUGCAUAUACUCCAGAAUGUUAUGAAGAGUGAUCAGAUGAAUUGCAAUUAAUUGCAAAGUCCCUCUUUGCCAUGCAAAUGAACUGAAUCCCCCAAAAACAUUUCCACUGCAUUUCUGCAGAAGGCUUCAGGGCGCACAAGAUAGUCCAGCAAGCGCCAGGACUGUCUCCAAAAGUUGAUUCAGCUGCGGGAUCGGGGCACCACCAGUACAGAGCUUGCUCGGGAAUGGCAGCAGGCAGGUGUGAGUGCAUUUGCACGCACAGUGGGGUGAAGACUUGGCCUGGUGUCGAGAAGGGCAGCAAAGAAGCCACUUCUCUCCAGGAAAAACAUCAGGCACUGACUGAUAUUCUGCCAAAGGUACAGGGAUUGGACUGCUGGGGACUGGGGUAAAGUCAUUUUCUCUGAUGAAUCCCCUUUCCGAUUGUUUGGGGCAUCCGGAAAAAAGCUUGUCUGGAGAAGACACGGUGAGCGCUACCAUCAGUCCUGUGUCAUGCCAACAGUAAAUCAUCCUGAGACCAUUCAUGUGUGGGGUUGCUUCUCAGCCAAGGGAGUAGACUCACUCACAAUUUUGCCUAAGAACACAGCCAUGAAUAAAGAAUGGUACCAACACAUCCUCCGAGAGCAACUUCUCCCAACCAUCCAGGAACAGUUUGGUGACGAACAAUGCCUUUUCCAGCAUGAUGGAGCACCUUGCCAUAAGGCAAAAGUGAUAACGAAGUGGCUCGGGGAACCACACAUCGAUAUUUUGGGUCCAUGGCCAGGAAACUCCCCAGACCUUAAUCCCAUUGAGAACUUGUGGUCAAUCCUCAAGACGCGGGUGGACAAACAAAACCCACAAAUUCUGACAAACUCCAAGCAUUGAUUAUGCAAGAAUGGGCUGCCAUCAGUCAGGACGUGGCCCAGAAGUUAAUUGACAGCAUGCCAGGGCGGAUUGCAGAGGUCUUGAAAAAGAAGGGUCAACACUGCAAAUAUUGACUCUUUUGCAUCAACUUCAUGUAAUUGUCAAUAAAAGCCUUUGACACUUAUGAAAUGCUUGUAAUUAUACUUCAGUAUUCCAUAGUAACUGUUUGAAUGUUAAUAAUUACCCAUAACAGUAACAUCCAUAGUAACAUCUGACAGAAAUAUCUAAAAACACUGAAUGGAAAUUAAUAUUUGUGUCAUUCUCAAAACUUUUGGCCACGACUGUGUGUGUGUGUGUGUGUGUGUAUUCAGACCCCUUCCUUUGUUAAAUGUUGUUACGUUACAGCCUUAUUCUAAAAUGUUUUAAAUAAUUUAAUAAUAAUAACAAUCUACAAACAAUACCCCAUAAUGACAGUGAAACUUUUUUUGAGUCAUUUUUGUACAUUUAUAAAAGAUUAAAACAUACCUUAUGUACAUACGUUUUCAGACCCUUUGCUAUGAGCCUCGAAAUUGAGCUCCGGUGCAUCCUGUUUCCAUUGAUCGUCCUUGAUGUUUCUACAACUUGAUUGGAGUCCACCUGUGGUAAAUUGAAUUGGUUGCACAUGAUUUGGCAAGGCACACACCUGUCUAUAUAAGGUCCCAUAGUUGACAGUGCAAUCAGAGCAAAUACCAAGCCAUGAGGUUGAAGGAAUUGUCCGUAGAGCUAUGAGACAGGAUUGUGUCGAGGCGCAGAUCUGGGGAAGGAUAUCAAAAAAAAAUCUGUAGCGUUGAAGGUCCCCAAGAACACAGUGGCCUCCAUCAUUCUUAAAUGGAACAAGUUUGGAACCACCAAGACUCUUCUCAGCCAAACUGGGCAAUCGGGGGAGAAGAGCCUUGGUCAGGGAGGUGACCAAGAACCCGAUGGUCACUCUGAAAGAGCUCCAGAGUUAAUCUGUGGAGAUGGGAGAACCUUACAGAAGGAUAACCAUCUAUGCAGUACUCCACCAAUGAGGCCUUUGUGGUAGAGUGGCCAGACUGAAGCCACUCCUCAGUAAAAGGCACAUGACAGCCCGUUUGGAGUUUGCCAAAAGGCACCUAAAGACUCAGACAGUAAGAAAUAAGAUUCUCUGGUCUGAUAAACCCAAGAUUGAACUCUUUGGCCAAGACUCACACAGCCAAGACAACGCAGGAGUGGCUUCGGGACAAGUCUCUGAAUGUCCUUGAGUGGCCCAGCCAGAGCCCGGACUUGAACCCAAUCAAACAUCUUUGGAGAGACCUGAAAAUAGCUGUGCAGCGACGCUCCACAUCCAACCUGACAAAGCUUGAGAGGAUCUUCAUAGAAAAAUGGGAGAAACUCCCCAAAUACAGGUGUACCAAGCUUCUAGCGGCAUACCCAAGAAGACUCAAGACUAUUCUCUGCCAAGGUGCUUCAACAAAGUUCUGAGUGACGCGUCAGAAUACUUAUGUAAAUGUAAUAUUUUCAAGUUUUUUUUAAUUUGCAAAAAUGUCUAAACCUGUUUUUGGUUUGUCGUUAUGGGGUAUUGUGUGUAGAUUUGAUGAGGGAAAAAACGAUUUAAUCCGGUUUAGAAUAAGGCUGUAACAUAACAAAAUUUGGAAAAAGUCAAGGGGUCUAAAUACUUUCCGAAUGCACUAUAUGUCUUAAGAAUGUUCCUGUGUGGUAGAGAUGAAACAUAAAGAAGAGGAGGAUCUUUAUUCAGUGCUGCUGACAGAUGCAUGCUACUGUAGGCAAGGUCCCACGUACGUUGUCCACUGCCCAGAGGAAGACCCCUCGCCUGGCUAGAAGGAGGGAGGAAGAGAGGGGACUCUGGAAGGCAAAGAAGGGGCUUUGUCUCAAUCAGCAGACUCACUCUUCACAUUAUGUCUCUCUCGGAACCUGAAAUAGUCCUUCUCACCCUCAGAGAAGUGUGCGUGUGUUGCCAUCAGCCAUUGACUUACUCGGUGUCUCUCUAGCCACUCUGAGGUCAAGUGGUUUUAAUGCUUUUGUGUACAUUUUCUUCCCGUGUAUGUAUUCACUACUAUAACAUAUCUGUACAGUCCCUCAUCGCCAAAUGUAUAUACUGAAUGUAUUGUAUGGGGACAUAGAGGCAUCAAGUUUCAACCUAAAUAAAGUAGAGUUUGAGUCCAAA
Salvelinus fontinalis (brook trout) is the source of this 8802-nucleotide messenger RNA. RefSeq names its product SH2 domain-containing adapter protein F-like. The record is from RefSeq and is a predicted model, not a curated record. NCBI's taxonomy places the organism in Eukaryota, Metazoa, Chordata, Actinopteri, Salmoniformes, Salmonidae. Bases 281 to 1819 code for a protein of 512 amino acids. Gene Ontology annotation, molecular function: phosphotyrosine residue binding. The transcript is spliced from 8 exons.